Messenger RNA from Xenopus laevis (African clawed frog), 1788 nucleotides. It is a transcript of the gene pmm1.S, whose product is annotated as phosphomannomutase 2 S homeolog. The record is from RefSeq and is marked provisional. Gene Ontology annotation, biological process: GDP-mannose biosynthetic process; protein N-linked glycosylation; mannose metabolic process. Lineage: Eukaryota; Metazoa; Chordata; Amphibia; Anura; Pipidae. Gene Ontology annotation, cellular component: cytoplasm; cytosol. Gene Ontology annotation, molecular function: phosphomannomutase activity.
UCUCCCUAUUCCAUUCAUUGCAAAGGCCAGGGCCUCUGCACAUCAGAUGGGAACACCAUGGCAGACAGAAGGCUCCCAAAACACAGGGACAUUCUGUGUCUGUUUGAUGUGGAUGGGACCUUAACCCCUGCAAGGGAGAAGAUAGACCCAACAGUCGAUCGGUUUCUGCAGGAGCUCCGCCAACGAGUGAAGAUUGGAGUGGUUGGAGGAUCUGAUUAUUCUAAGAUUGCAGAGCAGCUUGGAGAAGGAGAUCAGGUGGUUUCGAAGUUUGAUUACAUAUUUGCUGAAAACGGAAUUGUUCAAUACAAGGAUGGCAAACUUCUCUCCAGACAGGCCAUCCAGAACCAUCUUGGUGAAGAAUUGCUCCAAGAUCUUAUUAAUUUCUGCCUCAUGUACAUCGCUCUGCUCAAACUGCCAAAGAAACGAGGAACAUUCAUUGAAUUUCGCAAUGGAAUGCUCAAUAUUUCACCCAUUGGACGAAGCUGCACUCAAGAAGAAAGGAUUGAAUUCUCUGAGUUAGAUAAGAAAGAGAAAAUCCGAGAGAAAUUUGUAGCUGCACUACAGAGAGAAUUUGCAGGGAAAGGUCUGAGAUUUACAAGAGGGGGAAUGAUCAGUUUUGACAUCUUCCCUGAAGGCUGGGACAAACGCUGCUGUCUGGAUGUUGUAGUAGCAGAAAAAUUCAGCAGCAUUCAUUUCUUUGGCAAUGAGACAACUCCGGGUGGGAAUGACUACGAGAUCUACACUGACCCUCGUACAAUAGGACAUACUGUGCUUUCCCCUGAGGACACUGUACAGAGGUGCCAAGAGCUUUUCUUCUCAGAAAGAGACAAUGAAGUAUGAUUGGCUUCUAGGACCAUGUUACCUGCAGGUCUGACCUACUUGUGUAAAAGGCACAAAAUUGUCUUUUUCUUGUACCAGGACCAAAUAGAUGCUGUGAUAGGAGACAUGGACUGUUCCAUGACAGAUAAUCACAGGCAGAACCAAAAGCCACCACUUUAUGUUUGUUCAUCUACUUGAAAAUAUACCUUUAUAUGGCCCUAUUGUAAAGAUUGUCUGCAGUACUGCAGAAACACAAGAGGGAUCUAUAGUAGAUGUAUACCGGUGCAUUGUAUCAUUAAAAAAGGUUCUUGAUGACAAUUAUACAAAUAGGGAAGAAAGGCUUAAGGAAAACCUAUGUUUCACUGACUAUGAGACUUUUCUUCUGGUUGCUGGGAAUGUUACCCUUGCUAUAGAGCAAUUCUCACACUGUGCCCUUCAUAAUGAAAGCAUAUGUUGAUAUUCAACAACAUAAUGGAGAUAAUGGAGAACACUGAUGGAAGUAGUGUUCUGUUAUGUUACACAUCCACUCACUCCAGCCUUUAUACAUUACAUAUUUGGCUAAACUAUAUUAGAAACAUUUUUUUAUUUUACAUCUAUUUACCUAGCUUUUAUUUUUACACUGGACAAUUCCUUUAAUGAUGGGCUUCUGUAAUGACAGUUUGUAAGAGAACAACAGAUUCGAGGCUAGUGUUUAUAGUGCUUAAUGUUGUUACUUGAAGUUUAUUCCAUUCAGACACUGUGAAGCAAAUGAAAUGGGAAUACGAUUGCUGUCUGGCUGGUAAAAGUGAUCUUUGUUGCCAAUUAAAAUAAUAGAGAAGAAUAUGAACAGCAAUGGGAAGGCCAGUAUAUUUUUUUGCAUAAAAGUGGCAACCCUAUCUCACACCCCUAAACCGGGAAGUGAAAGUUGAAUGGACGUAUAUGUUGCAGCAAAUACAUUACACUACACAAGUCCAGGGAACCUUAAUAAAA